This is a messenger RNA of Microthlaspi erraticum, 3510 nucleotides long. NCBI's taxonomy places the organism in Eukaryota, Viridiplantae, Streptophyta, Magnoliopsida, Brassicales, Brassicaceae. The record is from the annotation of a GenBank genome assembly.
AUGAUGAGAAUCUCUCUGCUUUCCUUGUGUCUACUAGUUUCCACUUGUCUCUUCACUUCUUCAUCAGCCCAGGCUCCAGGUUUUGUGAGCUUGGAUUGUGGAGGUUCAAAUCCAUUCGAUGACGAGCUUGGUCUCAAAUGGUCACCAGACAAUCAUCUAAUCUAUGGAGAAACAGCAAACAUUUCAUCCCUCAAUGUCACAAAAACUCAGUACACUACGUUGAGGCAUUUCCCUGCGGAUUCAAGAAAGUAUUGCUACACUCUCAAUGUGACAAGCAGGAGUCGGUAUCUCGUGAGAGCCACUUUCCUCUACGGCAAUUUCGACAGCAACAAUGUGUAUCCGAAAUUCGACCUCUCUCUUGGUGCUACUCACUGGACAACCAUUGCUAUCUCCGACGCCGCCACGAUUGAGAAGGCAGAGCUGGUGUUUCUGGCUUCCACUCCUACUGUGAGUGUCUGCUUGUCCAAUGCCACAACGGGACAGCCGUUUAUAUCUACGCUUGAGCUUAGACAGAUGAAUGGCUCAAUGUAUUUAACCGAGUUUGAAGACCGGUUUUACCUGAGUGUCGCUGCAAGGAUCAAUUUUGGUGCAGAAACUGAAGAUCCUGUGAGGUAUCCGGAUGAUCCUUACGACAGAAUAUGGGAAUCUGAUUUGGAGAAGAAGGCUAAUUACCUUGUGGAUGUUGCUGCUGGGACAGUGAGAGUGUCGACUAAACUGCCAAUCGAGACAGGUGUCAAUGACAGACCGCCUGAGAAGGUUAUGCAGACGGCUGUGGUUGGAACAAACGGUUCUUUGACUUACAGGAUGAAUCUUGAAGGCUUCCCUGGUUUUGGUUGGGCAAUGACAUACUUUGCCGAGAUUGAGGAUUUGGCUGAUGAUGAGUCUAGGAAGUUCAGGUUGGUUCUGCCUGAUCAGCCUGAGGUCAGCAAGGCUAUUGUUAACAUCAAGGAGAAUGCUCAGAGAGCGUAUAAGGCUUAUGAGCCUGGCUUUCAGAAUCUGAGCCUUCCCUAUGUGCUUAACUUCCGGUUCGCUAAAACCGCUGAUUCUUCUAGAGGACCGAUUCUGAAUGCUAUGGAGAUUAGUAAAUAUCUUCAGAAAAGCGAUGGUUCUGUAGACGCUGGUGUUAUGGCAAAUGUAGCUUCUCUGUAUUCAUCUACUGAGUGGGGUCAAGAAGGUGGCGAUCCAUGUUCACCUUCGCCGUGGUCGUGGGUGCAAUGCAAUGCGGAUCCACGACCAAGGGUUGUUGCUGUCAAACUGUCGAAUAUGAACAUGACUGGAGAUAUACCUUCUGACUUGGCGAAACUGACUGGUUUGGUCGAGUUAUGGCUUGAUGGGAACUCUUUUACCGGUUCAAUACCGGAUUUCUCUCGCUGCCCCAACCUGGAGAUAAUACACCUUGAGAACAAUAGACUAACCGGAAAGAUCCCUUCCUCAUUGGCCAAACUCCCAAAUCUGAAGGAACUGUACCUGCAGAACAACUUGCUAUCUGGAAAAAUACCAUCAAGCCUGACCAAAAACGUGAUCUCUAACUUCUCUGGGAACAUUAAUCUUGUAAACAGUGGAGAUAAAGGGAAGAAGCUCGGUGUCAUCAUCGGUGCAUCAGUUGGAGCUGCUCUUCUGCUAAUAGUCACCAUCGUUUCUUGCAUUUGUAUGUGCAAAGUGAAGAAGAACAACAAGAUGGGAAAGACUUCAGAGUUAACGAACCGUCCCUUGCCUGUACAAAGAGUGUCAUCUACGUUGAGUGAAGCUCAUGGAGACUCUGCCCAUUGCUUCACACUCUAUGAGAUUGAGGAAGCCACACACAAAUUUGAGAAGAGAAUUGGCUCUGGAGGUUUUGGCAUUGUGUACUAUGGGAAAACAAGAGAAGGGAAAGAGAUUGCGGUCAAAGUUCUUUCUAACAACUCAUACCAGGGAAAGAGAGAGUUUGCAAAUGAGGUCACGUUACUCUCAAGGAUACAUCACCGGAACCUUGUGCAGUUUCUUGGUUAUUGCCAAGAAGAAGGGAAAAACAUGCUCGUGUAUGAAUUCAUGCACAACGGGACAUUGAAGGAGCAUCUUUACGGCGUGGUACCACGAGACCGGAGAAUCAGUUGGAUUAGACGGCUUGAGAUAGCUGAAGAUGCAGCACGAGGGAUCGAGUAUCUUCACACAGGAUGUGUUCCAGCAAUCAUACACAGGGAUCUCAAGACGAGUAACAUCUUACUCGAUAAACACAUGAGAGCAAAGGUUUCAGAUUUCGGUCUGUCGAAAUUCGCUGUUGACGGGACCUCUCACGUCUCCAGCAUUGUCCGUGGCACAGUUGGAUAUCUAGACCCCGAGUACUAUAUCUCGCAGCAGUUAACAGAGAAGAGUGAUGUAUACAGCUUCGGAGUCAUUCUUCUUGAGCUCAUGUCAGGCCAAGAAGCUAUAUCCAAUGAAAGCUUUGGUGUUAAUUGCCGCAACAUAGUCCAAUGGGCGAAGAUGCAUAUAGACAACGGGGACAUACGAGGGAUCAUAGAUCCAGCGUUAGCGGAAGACGAUUACAGUCUCCAGUCAAUGUGGAAGAUUGCGGAGAAAGCGUUGCUCUGCGUGAGACCGCACGGGAACAUGAGACCGUCAAUGUCGGAGGUGCAGAAGGAUAUUCAAGACGCGAUUAGGAUCGAGAAGGAAGCGUUGGCCGCGAGAGGAGGAAUCUCGGACGAGUUUUCUCGGAGCUCGGCGCAUUCGUCGUCGCUCAACAUGGGAAUGGGAAUGGGAAUGCAUGACUUGGCUGGUUCGCAGAAUUUUGUCUCCAUUGAUGAGUCUGUGUUGCAGCCAACAGCUCGCUUUCAGCUAGCGUUAACACUGUUUUUGAAGACUCGAGCUUACAAGAAAUGCUUCGAGCUGGCUUUUGUUUUUACGUCCGAUCAAUCUCUCUCCCUCUCUCGAUCUCCCUCCCUCGCAUCUCCUCCUCCCUCCAAUCAACAACCUCUCCAUUUCCCUCCCGCCCUUUUUUUUCGAAUUCCUCCGAUGGCGGAGCCGAAGAGUCCCGGAGGCUGUGGAAGCCAUGAGAGUGGCGGAGAUCAAAGCCCGAGGUCGUCGCACGUUCGCGAGCAAGACAGGUUCCUUCCGAUAGCUAACAUAAGCCGUAUCAUGAAACGAGGUCUCCCUCCUAAUGGUAAGAUCGCUAAAGACGCCAAGGAGAUUGUCCAGGAAUGCGUCUCCGAAUUCAUCAGCUUCAUCACCAGCGAAGCGAGUGAUAAGUGCCAAAGAGAGAAAAGGAAGACAAUUAAUGGAGAUGAUUUGCUUUGGGCAAUGGCUACUUUAGGAUUUGAAGACUACAUCGAACCACUCAAGUCUUACCUGACGAGAUAUAGAGAGGGUGACACAAAGGGAUCAGCAAAAGGCGGGGAUGCGAAUGCAAAGAAAGAUGGCCAAUCAAGCCAAAAUGGCCAGUUCUCGCAGCUUGCUCACCAAGGCUCUUUCUCACAAGGUCCUUAUGGGAACCCUCAAGCACAGCAUAUGAUGGUUCCAAUGCCGGGCACAGACUAG